ACCGGAGAGCGAUCCAUACCAUAACUUUUUUUUUCCCGUUAACAUAUAUACAUAAAAUGGCAAGCGAUUCAACGAGUAGACCUUCGUGAGUAAAAAAGAAGAAAGAGAAAGAUUGAAACGAGUGCAUUGGCGUGAUUAAUGACAACGUGUUGAAUGGUGGGGGAAAUCUAUAGAGCACCUAGUGGCUUUAGAACAUUUAAAUCGUCCGCGGAAUCGACUUUCAGCUCGGAAAAGAUCACUGCCAAAAAGGACAGUGAGCUUUGGCUUAUUCGCGUUCCAAACAACGUACCACUUGACAAAUUAAACGGUUUAGAAAUAAAGCUUCCUUCUGAGAAGGAUUCACGAAAACCGCUUGCAAAGUUGAACCACAAAAACGAAUACGCAUUAUAUCGAGUACCUCAAGAGGACGAUGGAAAGCAAGAUGAUGAUAACGAUAAUGACGAAGGCGACAAUGAUAUGGGCAUUAGUGGACAAGAAAUGGCUGGUUUCACUUGCUUAUUACCCGAAGGAGGCUAUCUUGCCUACGCACCCAAGGAAUUCUCACAAUACAUGAUUCUGGAUGAACAAGUAAACGUUCCUGACUCGAUAGAAAUUGCUAAAGAAAUCUCGAGCCGACCACCAGCAAAACGUGAUCAACCAGAAAAUAUGAAAAUGCGAUUUAAGCCAUAUGGAUUUGAUACAGUUGGCGUGCCAUCCAAUUCGACCGUCGGUGCUACAGCAGAAGUUGUUUCUAGUAGCAAUGCCGAAGCAACAAGCAAGUCCUCUACUGGAGAUAAGAAGCGAAAGCGAAAGGAUGGUGAAGAAAAAGAAAAGAAGAAGAAAUCAAAGAAGGAAAAGAAGUAAUAGAUGACCCAUCAAAAAUAAAACCACCUUUUUUUCUUUGUUAUUCUUACACGUAUCACCACUCUCCAUGCAUUAAUGACUGUAUUUUGCAUCAGCACUUACUCUUUCCUCUUUCUCACACCCUACAUAUACAAACAUAACCUCAUCAUCAAUCACCCGUUGUACCAUUACUAGUUGAAAUUAGAAAACUGAUAAUCUCAAUAAACUGACAGAGAAAAAUACUGCCACCCCCAAUUGUUUU
Zychaea mexicana is the source of this 1084-nucleotide messenger RNA. RefSeq names its product DNA-directed RNA polymerase I, subunit RPA34.5. The record is from RefSeq and is a predicted model, not a curated record. NCBI's taxonomy places the organism in Eukaryota, Fungi, Mucoromycota, Mucoromycetes, Mucorales, Lichtheimiaceae. Gene Ontology annotation, biological process: transcription by RNA polymerase I. The transcript has 4 exons. The coding region runs from base 154 to 843 and encodes 229 amino acids.